AUGUGGCUCUUUCGUGAGUUUAGUGUUUUCCUGGGACUGCUCUUCGUUCUCGCAGCCCAGGCUGCGAACGGCCGGAGAGGUGUGAGGCCUCGGGGUGAUAAGUUGGCCCCAGCUAGCCGGUCGGCCCUGACGCUCCGUGCUAGCGCCGCCGCUGGAGUGAAGCCCCGGGUUACAGUGCGAUGCGAGGAGGGCUCUAUGUCGGUGGCUGUACCCCUGGACCUGUUCGGGACGGGUUACCUGGUUAAUGCUGGCCACCUGAGGCUGGGAAGCUGCAGUUUGAGCCGAGUGGAGCCUCGGAACGGGACGCUGCUGUUCCGCACUCCCCUGCAUCAGUGUGGCGCCACUUGGAUGUUGAAUGUGGAUGAUCUUAUUUACAAGACCAGCCUGCAUUACCUACCCUCAAUGGAACAGACUAUAGUUCGCAGCAAUCCAGUCACCAUUCCCAUUGAGUGUCAUUAUUCCAGGAAGGGGAAUGUCAGUGGUGCAGCUAUUGAACCAACCUGGGUGCCAUUCCGCUCCACUCGUGUUGGAUACAACUCCCUGAAUUUCUUCCUCACCCUCAUGACUGAGAACUGGACAGAAAAGCGAGAUUCAAAUGUCUACUAUCUGGGUGAUGAGAUUCACAUUGAGGCCUCUGUUGCAACUUUGAACCAUGUACCACUCAAACUCUUCAUUGAUCGCUGUGUGGCCACCGUAGGCUCUGAAUGGAGCUCCAACUCCAGUUACACCAUCAUUGACCACAAUGGAUGCCUCCUGGACAGUAAAGCUGGUUACUCAACCUCUUCCUUUGUCUCCCCACGAGUGAAGCCAGACACACUACAUUUUGUUGUAGAUGCUUUCCGUUUCUACCAGAAUCCCAGCAGCUUGAUUUUCAUCACCUGUCACCUGAGAGUUUCUGCCUUCCAGCAGCAGCCAAAUGCACUGAACAAAGCUUGUUGGUUUCAAAGGUCCAGCAGAAGCUGGUCCCUGGUGAAUGAGAGCUGGGUGGCCCCAAUGGGGGAGAGUGAUGGACAAGCCAUCUGUCACUGCUGCAACACUGGCAGAUGUGGAUCACGACCUCAGGGCAUGAAGAGAUAUUUACGGGAAGCAGAAUAUUCUCAAGAGGCAUGGGAAGCAGAUUCAACACUUGGACCCUUGGUCAUUGUGGAUCCUAAUGGCUUCAGAGCUGCCAAGCCUGUAUCUUCAGUGGGUGGUCUUGCUGAAAAGCACCAACUCUUCUCUAAUGGACACCUUCUGGUUGGCCUUGCUCUGCUGGGUGCUUUAAUGAUUCCAGUAGCUGGAUUUGCAGUCAUGGCUACUUAUCGGAAACACAUUAAGUCUGGUUCUGUAAUCUUGUCCAUGAGCUGA
Stegostoma tigrinum is the source of this 1347-nucleotide messenger RNA. RefSeq names its product zona pellucida sperm-binding protein 3-like. The transcript has 9 exons. The record is from RefSeq and is a predicted model, not a curated record. Gene Ontology annotation, cellular component: extracellular matrix. Gene Ontology annotation, molecular function: acrosin binding. Gene Ontology annotation, biological process: egg coat formation; binding of sperm to zona pellucida; positive regulation of acrosome reaction. NCBI's taxonomy places the organism in Eukaryota, Metazoa, Chordata, Chondrichthyes, Orectolobiformes, Stegostomatidae. Bases 1 to 1347 code for a protein of 448 amino acids.